AUGCAUUCAAGAAUUAAAAGUGAUACUGUGUUUGUAUCUCACAUAUAGGAUUUAUAAUAAUCAACUAGCAAUAAAAUUUUGAAAUCAGAGUUGGAUUUAGUUCAAUCUGAAUAAACAGAAAUUUAUACAGGAAUGUUUAAAGAAUUUAAAUAAGAUGCAAUAUUUUCACCUGUUAUAAAAACAAAUCAUUCAAGGAAUUCAUAAUUUUUGGUCAAUGAAAAUGAUUAAGAAUUUGAAGAGCAUUCAAUUUGGGAAGAUGCUGAACAAAUACCUGUUGGAAAUAAUAAAGAAAAUAAAUUGAUAUCAUUUUUAGAGUUAUAUAAGUAUAGAUAAGAAAGUACCACAAAAAAACCCGUGUCUAGUUACAAUGUAAUAUAGAUGACUAAGAAGUAAUUUCUUAUAAAUAUAAAAAUAGACUCAUAAAUAGGCAUUAUCACUGUAAAAUAAAGUAUUCUGGAAUAGAUAAAGUAUAAUGGAUUGAUUUUAGGGAUUGGACUAAAUGA
This is a messenger RNA of Paramecium sonneborni, 503 nucleotides long. The record is from the annotation of a GenBank genome assembly. NCBI's taxonomy places the organism in Eukaryota, Ciliophora, Oligohymenophorea, Peniculida, Parameciidae.